This is a messenger RNA of Paramisgurnus dabryanus, 952 nucleotides long. RefSeq names its product sialic acid-binding Ig-like lectin 14. Lineage: Eukaryota; Metazoa; Chordata; Actinopteri; Cypriniformes; Cobitidae. The record is from RefSeq and is a predicted model, not a curated record.
AGCUAUGGUGAUGUCAAUCAUGUUGGCUCCUCCUCCUCUGAUCUUUCUCUUCAUGAUUCACGGUGUUUAUAGUGCUGAUGAUGAGUGGGGUGUGAAUUACAGCUCUUCAUCCAUCUGUGCACUAAAGGGUUCAAUAGUGAUAAUAAACUGCACUUAUAAAUACCCUACUGGAUAUAAGAUCGUGAACGUGUUCUGGACCAAAACUGAUGGUAUACCACCAAAUGAAGAGCAUCCAGAUCUGUCUAAGGACUCUGAAUACAGUCAGAGGAUUCAGUAUCUAGGAGAUAAACAUCACAACUGCACCAUGAGACUGACAGAUGUGAGACAGACAGAUUCACAUGAAUACUAUUUCAGAUUCAUCACUGAUAAAGCAAAAUGGAUUGGUGUUCCUGGGGUGUCUCUUGAUAUCACAGAUCUUCAGGUGGAGUCUUCAGGUGAGAGAGUGACAGAGGGACAUUCAGUGACUCUUACAUGUAAAAGCAGAUGCAGUCUGACUGACAGAUCAACAUUCAUCUGGUUUAAAAACACACAGUCAUUAAGUGAGAGAACAGACAGAAACAAUCAACUCAUCCUGCAGUCAGUAAGAAGAGAGGAUGCAGGCAACUAUAGCUGUGCUGUACAGGGACACAAACUCACAUCACCUCAUCGAUAUCUCAAUGUCAUCUAUGCUCCAGAUAAACCUGUAAUCUCUAUCAAUCCUUCUGGUGAAAUAAUGGAGGGUGAUUCAGUGAAUCUGACCUGCAGCAGUGAAUCAAAUCCACCUGUUUACAACUACAUCUGGUUUAAGGUUAAUGAAAGAUCAUCUGUUGGAUCUGGACAGACGUACAGCAUCACUAACAUUAACUCCAGACACAGUGGAUGGUUUUACUGUGAGGCUCAGAAUGAAGUCGGAUCUCAGAGAUCUGCUGCUGUAUCGGUCAAUGUUAAAGGUAUGAAUAUAUCUUUAUUUUGA